AUGCUGCAUCGCUUCAGCUCCCACUUGGCGCUCGUAUCGGUCCUCGCGCUCUUCACCGCCGCUUCCGUCCUCAGCACUUCGCCAGCCCACCCGGUCGGAGACGAGCUCGCCGAAGUCCUGGCUCGCUUCACCGGAUCCACGGCGGCAGAGGGUCACGGCAACGCGGUCCAACACGCCUCGCUUGGCCAAGGCGUUUCGAACCGUCUCGAGCAGCACGGUCGUGGAGCUGAUGUCGGACGGCCGUCCGCUGCGGGAGACGCUGCCCCUUCUCAUCCCUACGAGCCUGCAACUGAUGCCCACCUAGGGCCCGAGGCACCACCUUUGCAGGAUAAGCGGUCGCACGCCGCAGACUAUGCCGCUGCAGCGUCCACCUCGCUCCAGCACGGCCGCGUCGAGGAAUCGAGCCUGGUCAAUUAUGACCCAGUUCGGCUUCAGGCCAUGAUGGUUCAGCUGCGACGUCAGCGACUUCCGACCUACGAGACCACACCGGAGGAGGCCAACCUGAUCUUGUACGCUCACUAUCGACAACAGGCCCUCCUCGCUGCACAGCAAGCGCAGCGUGACCGCGGAGGACCGUCCAGCACUGCCCAAAACACUGCAGUAGCCUCUUUCCACACCGCAUCAGACCCCCAGGCUUGGCACACUGGAUACGCGCCAGCGCCUCAGUGGCAGCAGCGACCGGGUCACGAAGGCGGACUGCCCGUAAACGCGCCCUCCGGCCCCGCACAGCCAUCGCACCAAGUCGCACCGGCUCCUGGUCAGAGGCCACCCUACACCAUCCACGAGGCCUCACCGAGGGUCAACGGCAUAUUCAGAUCUCAGGCCGCCAAGCGAGAAUACCGCCUGAUCGAGGCGGAAUCCGCCGCGACCCCUCUGUGGACCACGCCGGCGGCGGAGGACCUGUUCAGGCCCCUUGCGCGGCACCACUCCUUCUCACGUGCGAGCGAGGAGCAGACCGACGCCGUCCUUGGCUACAUCAAGGCGAAGAUGCGCCGCGACUUUGCGCUGAUCGGCAAAGACUUGUCGCAGGUGGACAACGUCCACUUCCAGCCGUGGGGCGAGGAUCCGUUCCCCUUCCAGACCUACUCGCGACCGCGCACCACCAGGUCCGAGUGGCCCGUUCCUGCGGCUACCUGGACGGACCUGUCCGACCGCAGCGAGCAGGGGUUCGAGAUCGGCUCCUACACCUUCAGGCUGGUGCGCAGGAGGCAUGCCGCAAGGUUGGGCGAGCUUGCUCCCUGGACAGUCGUCGCCGUCGAGCGCCAUGGCCUGCGUCGAGUCCAGAAGGUCUACAUCGGCGAACUCAUCAUCCCCACGCAGCUCCUUGACCAAGCCUAG
Messenger RNA from Pseudozyma flocculosa PF-1, 1338 nucleotides. RefSeq lists its product as uncharacterized. NCBI's taxonomy places the organism in Eukaryota, Fungi, Basidiomycota, Ustilaginomycetes, Ustilaginales, Ustilaginaceae. The transcript has a single exon. Bases 1 to 1338 code for a protein of 445 amino acids. The record is from RefSeq and is a predicted model, not a curated record.